UUCGGGGCUGACGGUUGCUAGGGUGACAGCGCUACACCAUGACGGCGGGAUCCUAGCGCUCUCCGUCUGCGGCCCACCGCGGAGGUCUCAGGGCGGGACCACGCCUCUGGGGAGUCCGAGGCGGGGGUCCACGCCUCCUGCCCUUUUCGUCUUCCAGGGUCGGCACGGGGUUGCCGCCGGCGUCGGCCUCCGGGAUGAAGAACUAUAAAGCAAUUGGCAAAAUAGGAGAGGGAACGUUUUCUGAAGUGAUGAAGAUGCAGAGCCUGAGAGAUGGAAACUACUAUGCGUGUAAGCAAAUGAAACAGCGCUUUGAAAGUAUUGAGCAAGUGAACAACCUACGAGAAAUUCAAGCUCUGAGACGCCUGAAUCCACAUCCAAAUAUCCUUACAUUGCAUGAAGUUGUUUUUGACAGAAAAUCUGGUUCUCUUGCACUAAUAUGUGAACUUAUGGACAUGAAUAUUUAUGAGCUAAUACGAGGGAGAAGACACCCAUUAUCAGAAAGAAAAAUUAUGCACUAUAUGUACCAGCUUUGUAAGUCCCUGGAUCACAUGCACAGAAAUGGAAUCUUUCACAGAGAUGUAAAGCCAGAAAAUAUAUUAAUAAAGCAGGAUGUCCUGAAAUUGGGGGACUUCGGCUCCUGCAGAAGCGUCUAUUCCCAGCAGCCGUAUACCGAAUACAUCUCCACCCGCUGGUACCGGGCCCCCGAAUGCCUCCUCACCGACGGCCACUACAGCUACAAGAUGGACCUGUGGAGCGCGGGCUGCGUGUUCUACGAGAUUGCAAGCCUGGAGCCCCUCUUCCCUGGGGCCAACGAACUGGACCAGAUCUCCAGGAUCCACGACGUGGUGGGCACGCCUGCGCAGAAGACCCUCGCCAAGUUCAAACAGUCGAGAGCUAUGAGUUUUGAUUUUCCUUUUAAAAAGGGAUCAGGAAUAUCUCUCCUGACAGCCAAUCUGUCCCCGCACUGCCUCUCCCUCCUCUGUGCGAUGGUGGCCUACGACCCUGACGAGAGGAUCAGCGCCCACCAGGCCCUGCAGCACCCCUUCUUCCGAGAGCAGAGGGCAGCUGAGAAGCAGGCCCUGGCUGGCCGCAGAAGAACCGCCUCUCCUGAGCACCCCGUGGUCCCAGCGUGGAUCCGUACCACCCGGCACGUUUCGAAGGGAGGCAGGAAGCAGAAACAGCCCCUGCAGCCAGAGGAGGGCCACGCCAGGGAACGGGGACGCGCCUGCCGGAUGGAACUGCCCAAACUCAAGCUCUCAGGAGUGACCAAACUGUCGUCGCACUCCAGCCCGGCGCUGCAGUCCGUGCUCGGAGCUGGGACGAACGGCAGAGAGCCUCUGUUACAGCCCCUGAAGCGUGUCGGCCGGAAGACAGACACAGCCAAGGACGUGAAGCCCCCCCUGAAACCGUAUCGCCUGCCCAUGAUCGGAAGGAGAGGCGGAGGGUACUGAGCACGCGCCCACCCUCGCGGAGAGGGAGCCCGGCACCACGCGGCAGCACCCCGGGCCCUCUGCUCCCGAGUGUGGGGGUCCCCGCCGUGCUCCCCGCACCCGCAGACCCCACUGUGCCCAGGCAGUCAGGCCCGAGCUGCCCAGGAGCUCCGUUCCAGGACACUUGGAAACCACCUCAUUCUACGGUUUGCUUCAUUUUCAUAACGUGAGAAUUUGGAGAAGAGAAUAUUUUGAAAUUUUUUUACACAAGUCGUAGCAGAUCAACCAGAAUGUACAGCACGUGCCACCGAGGUGUGGUUUCCGUGAGCGGCUGCACCUUCCGGUGGUGAGCUCAGCCCUCGUGUACCAGCCUCUUCAGACGACGCUGCUGGAGGCUCCUGGUUUCUAUUAAAGAACAAGCUAUUGCGACAGGGUUUCCUUUUACCGUU
This is a messenger RNA of Choloepus didactylus (southern two-toed sloth), 1879 nucleotides long. RefSeq names its product MOK protein kinase (gene MOK). Gene Ontology annotation, molecular function: protein serine/threonine kinase activity; ATP binding. Gene Ontology annotation, biological process: intracellular signal transduction; protein phosphorylation. Lineage: Eukaryota; Metazoa; Chordata; Mammalia; Pilosa; Megalonychidae. The transcript has 12 exons. Gene Ontology annotation, cellular component: nucleus; cytoplasm. The record is from RefSeq and is a predicted model, not a curated record. Bases 195 to 1451 code for a protein of 418 amino acids.